AUGACAUACACUCCGGAAAUAAAACAGAGUAAUAAACUUUUGUAUAAAUUUCAUAGAAGUAAUAAAUGGAAGAAAACUAAAUUAUUGCAUAAAAUUAAUCUGAACAGGAUUGAAAAUGAGGAUGAGAUAAACCUGAACACACUGCUUCCAGGCAGCCUAGAAGAAUUAGAUAAAGAAGGAGUAUACUGCAUAUCCGAAUGGAAGGAGAAAAAAUGGUCCGAAUUUAUGAAAUCAAUAGAAAAGGGUUUUAAGGGAUUCAUGGUUUAUUUGGAAAAGGAGAAAAACAGCUGGCUAGAAGGUAGGAAUAAACUCUGGGAAGAAUGGAAGGUAAAUAUGGAAAAGAAAUGGGAUCACUAUGACGAAAUCACCUUCAAAGAAUUAUUGUCCACUAAAGCAGAUGAUGCAUUAAAAUGGACUGACAAGGAAUGGACAGAUUGGGUAAACAAAUAUGGAAGAAUAGCAUGGACAGGAGCUUGGAAGGAAUGGGUUAAUGAGCAAGAUUUAAUUUUCAAGCAGGGUAUUGAAAGGGAUUGGAAUAAUUGGACUGAUUUCCAAGAGAAUAAAUUUGGAUCAAUCCAAUGGAAAUUUCUUGAAACUUUCGGCUGGAAAUACUGGAAGAAUCAUGCAGACCCUGAUGACCCGUUAUUUCCCAUAAAGAUGGAAAAAAUGAACAAAUGGCAAGACAGAGUUAAGAAGGAAGAAGAAGAAUGGUCAAAGUGGUUAGAAGAAAAACGAACAGAACAUAUUGAUGUAGAAUGGGAUAAGUGGGUGGAAUGGAAAAAGGAGAAUAACAAGAAGUUUAUUGAUUGGAUGGAAGCCUUCGUUGAAAAAUGGAUAAACAAUAAACAGUGGACAGUAUGGAUUGAAGAAAAGAAGGGUCCUGUUACAAUUUAG
Molecule: messenger RNA, 894 nt
Organism: Plasmodium inui San Antonio 1
Lineage: Eukaryota; Apicomplexa; Aconoidasida; Haemosporida; Plasmodiidae
Exons: 2
Coding region: 1-894 (297 amino acids)
Source: RefSeq, a predicted model, not a curated record